AUGAGUGGUAUUUUCUCAUACUUGGAUCCCCGGCGGAUCCAGUGGGGUGCCACAUGGUAUGCCAUGCACUCAAGAAUCCUUCGCACCAAACCAGUAGAAUCCAUGCUGGAAGGCACAGGCACCACCACCCAUGGAACAAAACUGGCCCAGGUACUCACAACCCUGGAUUUGGUUUCUUUAGGUGUUGGAAGUUGUGUGGGAACUGGCAUGUAUGUGGUUUCUGGCCUCGUUGCUAAGGAGAUGGCAGGCCCUGGAGUCAUCGUUUCCUUCAUCAUUGCUGCUGUAGCCUCCAUCUUGUCUGGGGUUUGUUAUGCUGAAUUUGGGGUACGGGUACCAAAAACAACAGGCUCGGCCUAUACCUACAGCUAUGUGACGGUGGGAGAGUUUGUGGCUUUUUUUAUUGGAUGGAACCUAAUCCUCGAAUAUCUGAUUGGUACAGCAGCUGGUGCCAGUGCUCUCAGUAGCAUGUUUGACUCCCUGGCCAAUCACACCAUCAGUCACUGGAUGAUUGACAGCGUUGGAACUUUGAAUGGAUUGGGUAAAGGGGAAGAGUCUUACCCCGAUCUACUAGCUUUGGCUAUUGCAGUGAUUGUAACUAUCAUAGUUGCUUUGGGAGUGAAAAACUCAGUAGGACUGAACAAUGUGUUGAAUGUGAUCAAUUUGGCUGUAUGGAUCUUCAUCAUGAUUGCAGGAUUUACCUAUGUGAAUGGAGAAUACUGGGCUGAGGGACGGUUCCUGCCGUUUGGAUGGUCAGGGGUACUACAAGGGGCAGCCACUUGUUUUUAUGCCUUCAUUGGUUUUGACAUCAUUGCUACUACAGGAGAAGAAGCCAAGAGUCCCAAUACAUCUAUCCCAUAUGCCAUCACUGCUUCCUUGGUCACAUGCCUUGUGGCAUAUGUAUCUGUCAGCAUUAUCUUAACGCUGAUGGUGCCAUACAAUGACAUUGAUACAGAAUCGCCCCUGAUGGAGAUGUUUGCAGCUCAUGGAUUUUACACGGCCAAGUUCAUAGUUGCUAUUGGAUCUGUUGCUGGGCUCACUGUGAGCUUGCUGGGCUCCCUCUUCCCAAUGCCUCGAGUAAUUUAUGCUAUGGCUGGUGAUGGACUUCUCUUCAGAUUCUUGGGCCAUGUCAGCUCUUAUACUGAGACUCCCGUAGUAGCAUGCAUCGUCUCAGGAUUUCUAGCAGCACUUCUCUCCUUGCUAGUGAGCCUGAGAGACUUGAUAGAGAUGAUGUCCAUUGGUACUUUACUUGCCUACACGUUGGUCUCCGUGUGUGUCCUGCUUCUGCGGUACCAACCGGAGAGCGAUAUCGAUGGCUUCGUCAAAUUCCUUUCUGAAGAGCACACAAAAAAGAAAGAAGGGAUUUUAGCUGAUUGUGAAAAAGAAGUUUGCUCUCCGGUUAGCGAAGGGGAAGAUUUUGCAGGACCCCCCACCAACCCCUGCGGUGCAAAGAACCUCCCUUCCUUGGGUGACAAUGAGAUGCUAAUUGGAAAAUCAGACAAGUCCACCUACAACAUCAACCAUCCCAACUAUGGCACCGUUGACAUGACCUCAGGAAUAGAAGCAGACGAGUCUGAAAACAUCUAUCUCAUCAAGUUGAAGAAAUUGAUAGGACCACGAUAUUACACUAUGAGAAUCCAUCUUGGACUGCCCGGGAAAAUGGACAGACCUACAGCAGCUACAGGCCAGACUGUUACCACCUGUGUCCUCUUGCUGUUUGUCCUUAUGUUUGUCUUCUGCUCUUUCAUUAUCUUUGGAGUGGACUUUCUUUAUGACCAAAGCUGGUGGGCGAUUCUUCUGGUGGUCCUCAUGGUUCUGCUAAUUAUUAUGUUGGUUUUUGUUAUCCUCCAACAGCCAGAAAACCCCAAAAAACUGCCUUACAUGGCCCCCUGCCUGCCUUUUGUUCCUGCGUUUGCCAUGCUCGUGAACAUCUAUCUCAUGCUGAAACUUUCGAAGAUCACUUGGAUACGGUUUGCCGUCUGGUGUUUUGUGGGGCUGCUGAUUUAUUUUGGCUACGGCAUAUGGAACAGUACUCUGGAAAUCACCGCUCGAGAAGAAGCUUUGCACCAAAGCACUUACCAGCGUUACGAUGUGGAUGUGGAUCCAUUCUCUGUUGAAGAAGGAUUUGACUCCACUGGGAAUGAAAAGUACCAGGACUGGGAACCUGUUGAUGACAAAAAUUUCUCUUAUCAGCAAAUGUCUAAAGGAAAGGAGAGCAGUCGGACAAGUAGCAAAUCAAAGAACAAAGCCAAACACAAACAGAACUCAGAUGCAUUGAUUUCUAAUGAUGAGUUAGACUACUCACCAGAGUAG
This is a messenger RNA of Pseudonaja textilis, 2310 nucleotides long. It is a transcript of the gene SLC7A14, whose product is annotated as solute carrier family 7 member 14. Gene Ontology annotation, cellular component: plasma membrane. Gene Ontology annotation, molecular function: amino acid transmembrane transporter activity. The record is from RefSeq and is a predicted model, not a curated record. Gene Ontology annotation, biological process: transmembrane transport; amino acid transport. NCBI's taxonomy places the organism in Eukaryota, Metazoa, Chordata, Lepidosauria, Squamata, Elapidae.